Messenger RNA from Rotaria socialis, 462 nucleotides. Lineage: Eukaryota; Metazoa; Rotifera; Eurotatoria; Philodinida; Philodinidae. The record is from the annotation of a GenBank genome assembly.
AUGGAAGAAGAUAAUACAACGGUAACAUCGAUGUCUUCAACAUCGUUCUUAGCAGAAAUUAUGUUAAUUCUUACUGGUUUAAGUGGCAUUUCAGUAGUGGGUGUUAAUAUAGGUUUUUUUCAUUCGUUACCAGUUUUUGUCGUUACGCUUGGCUUGUUGAUUGGUAUACUUGCAAUUAUUAUGUGUAUUAUUGGUAUCUAUGUUCUUUUGUAUCAAGAUUAUUUUCGUUUAAAAUUAUUUUUACAAUUAUUGACUUUAUUCGUUGGUAUUCAAUCAGGUUUUAUUAUUUAUUUAUAUUUUUUUACAACUUACACAGAUAGUAAUGACUAUCAUCAUCAUCAUCAUCAACAAGGUGUAUUAAUUGCAUUAGAUGUUUGUUGUGGACUUGGUACAAGUGCAUUAAUUGCACUUUGUUUUCAUUUAAAACAAAAAGGAUCAACCAUGGAAAUGUUUAAAUUUUAA